Messenger RNA from Chlamydomonas reinhardtii, 10120 nucleotides. RefSeq lists its product as uncharacterized. Gene Ontology annotation, molecular function: microtubule binding; actin binding. The record is from RefSeq and is a predicted model, not a curated record. NCBI's taxonomy places the organism in Eukaryota, Viridiplantae, Chlorophyta, Chlorophyceae, Chlamydomonadales, Chlamydomonadaceae. The transcript is spliced from 17 exons. Gene Ontology annotation, biological process: actin filament polymerization. Gene Ontology annotation, cellular component: cytoplasm; actin filament. Bases 333 to 8951 code for a protein of 2872 amino acids.
AAACUAGCAGAAAUAGUAAUUUGUGAAGCUUUACCACCGCAUGCAAUAGCUUUCCUUUGGAUUCACCGUCAGAGAGUGAGCUCAGUCUUGCAGGGCCUCAAGACGGGCUGCCAGCAUUUUCACGUAUGAGCAUUCUUUGUCAGUCUACAGGCAGCCCAACUACUAUGGCUACUGCUUAAGUCAACUUGACACGGGAAUUGUUGGCGCGCACCAAGCUGGCAGAACUCGGACCCCGACGAGGGAAAUGUUGACACCCUCACGCGAAGCCAGGUCCAGAUUUGGAUACCGCAUGACCUGGUCGCGUUGACAGCGGACAAUCGCCAGACCGCCCAAUGCGCGCCAUCUCGCUUUCGCUUCCACUGGUCUGCCUGCUCCUGGUUGCGUGCCAUGUGGCGCUACCGAUAGCACAACCGCUGGUGAAGCGCGAGGUUCUCGAUGUGACGGUCGACAACUCGGCCCCACCGCCCUUGGGAUUGGCAGAGUGGGCCCCGCCGCCCGACUCCAGUGACAUUGCAAACGGGCAGCCCCCACCUCCAACCGAGGACCUGGAAGCAGCUAGCCCACCGCCUCGCAGCUGGCGUGCUCCCUCUCCCCGGAGGUCUCCUAGCAGCGGCAGCGGCUCUGGUGGGAGCAGCCGUGGCGGCCCGGCGCGCCGACCUCCGGUCCAGCGGUGGCACUGGCGGCACCCGCCCUCAGUCCUGGUGCUGCGCCGUCACCCGCCGCCGCCACACGGCCGCGUUGCCAGCAGGGGUCACCCAGGCAACUCCCCUCCGCCCAGGAGCGGCACCGGGACCGCGGCUCGGCCGCCCUCGCCGCCGCCAGUGCGGCUGCAGUCCGCCGAAUGCUCGCUGACGCUGAUCGGCUCGCAGGCAGCACGUGCCAACCGCAGCGGUGCGGCCGGCGGCGCAGCCGGUGCAAGCAGCACCAGCACCAGCACCAGCGGCGGCGGCGGCGGCAGCGGCAUCUUGCGCGCAACGGCGCUGCUGGCGGCAGAGCUGCACUGCACCUCAGACGACGGGCGGCCUGUGGCGGUGGCGGCGGGCGCACAGCUGCUGAGCCUGCUGACGGCUGCCAAUGCCGCUGGCAGCUCAGCUGCACCUGCACCCGCGGCCUCGGGCGUGGCUUUGUCGCAUCGGCCCGGCGAUGACGAGUGGGGCCUGUCCUUCGCUGGGCCGCUUGAGGCGCUGGUGCUGACACGCAGCCGGCUGGCGGACCUGCCGCUCAGCAGGCGGGGGCCGCUGCUGCACUGCAGGAGCUGCAGGAGGCUGGAGCUGCGUGACACAACCCUGUCCAACCUGGGCGGCGUGGGCACCAGCGCCACGCAGGCGGGCGUGCUGCCGUACGGCGUGUACGGCGCGGUGCACGUGGAGGGCGCGGCGGCGGUGCGCCUCAGCAACAGCAGCUGCAGCGGCGUGCGAGACGCACACGGCUGGGCCUGCCUGCUGGUCGACUACGACGCCGCCGAGCCGGCGCCGCUGGGGCCCGCCGGCGCGGCGGCGGUGGCGGCUGACGCCGUGAGCUACGAUGCGCUGCCGCCGGCGGGUGUGGCGGCGGUGGCGGCGGGCUUGGGUGGCCCUGGCGCGGUGACUGGCGGCGGCGGAUUCAGCAACCGCAGCGUCAGCGGCAGCGGUAGGGGCAACAGCAGCAGCGGCAGUGGCAAUGGCAGCAGUAGCGCCAGCGACAGAAGCGGCGGCGCUGCGGAUGCGGCGGCGGCGGUGGUGGGCUGGUCGCUGGUCCUGGAGGCGGGGAGCCGCGUGGGCAACAACUCGGUCAUAGUGGGCGGGAAGCACGGCACGGCCUGGGGCGGCUUUGCGGACCCGGAUGCACAGACCAUGUCGUACGGCUACGGCGCCAUACUGCUGCGUGUGGGCCGCAGCAGCAGUAGCAGCAGCAAUGUCACCGAUGACGUAAACGCCGGCAACAGCAGCAGCACUGGAGCAUUGGCUUGGGCGCGGAUGCCGUCAUCACCGCCGCCUCCGUUGCCGACUGUGGAGGCGGCGGCGGUGACGACGGUGGCGCUUGCGCCGCUGGUGGUGGUGUGUGACAGCGGCUCGGUGCUGGACCAGAACGUGGGGCACCGCGGCGCGGCGCUGGCGGCGCUAGGGGCCGAGUGGCCGGUCGUUAGGCUGCUGCGCGGCUCUGUCGUCUCCAACAACAAAGUGUAUGUGGGGGACGGUGGCGGGCUGUGGCUGUCCGCAGCGCCGCCGCCCGCCGCCAGCGCCCGCCGCCGCGUGCCCAGCCGCCCAGUACCGCCUGGGCUCAGGCCCGGCUUUGCAGUGCUGGGCGGCUCCUCGCUCCGCGGCAACUCGGCCGAGCAGGGCUCGGGCGGCGGCCUGUGGGCAGACGUGCCGCUGGAUCUGCUGGUAGGCGGCGCCGGCAGCAGCCUGGACGACAACGCGGCGGCGGGCGGCGGCGGCGCCGUCAGCAUGACGGCGGGCGACAGCGCCGCCGCCGGCGGCGCGUGGGCGGCGCUGCUGCGCACCUACGGCGCCGCUGGUGCGUGCAGCAGCAACGGAACGCGAGGUGGUGGAAGCAGCAGCAACACCAACAGUAGCAUUAGCAGCAACAGCAGCAGCAGUGGUGCCGGGGGUGGCGGGAGUGGCAGCGGCAGCCGGGGGUGGGUGUAUUGGCCGGGCACGCUGCGGGUGGUGGUGGCGGGCGGCGGCGGGCUGAGCGGUAACCAGGCCCAGGGGUCGGGCGGGGCAGUGGCACUGGACGUGCGGCGGCCUGUGCUGGUGCAGGUGGUCGGGAACAGCUCUGUCCAGGCCAAUACGGCAAGCGGGGAGGGCGGCGCUUUGUGGGUGGCGGCGGCCUGCGAGGGCGUGGGGCCGCUGGACGGUCGCUGCCCCGCCGGGCUGCGGCUGUCGGGCGGCGGCGCGGUGUCGGACAACCUGGCUGCGGGCGGCAGCGGCGGCGCGGUGUGCGUGGAGGGCGUCAUGGGGCUGUUGGAGCUGGACGCCUCCAGUGCCAUGACCGGCAACGCGGCAACCGACAUGGGAGGCGCGGUGUACGGCGGCAAGGGCCUGAGCGAGGGCCGCAUCAACGGGACCUUUGACGGAAACGUGGCGCUCAUUGGGCACGGCGGAGCGCUCAUGUUCGGAGCCGCCAACGCGGCCACCGGCGCUUCAUCUGGGUCGGGAUCUGGAUCUGGGUCGGCCGAUCCGGCGUCCGCUGGCUCGCCGUCGGGGCGCGUGGCUGUGGGGCCGGGGGCAGUGUUCCGAGCCAACAGCGCGGGCGGCCGCGGGGGUGGCGCGUGCUUCCUUGGCGGCGUCAACUCUCUGCUGGUGACGGGGGCGGUGUUCGACAGCAAUGAGGCCAACACCGACGGCGGCGGGCUGGCGGUGGUGGGCCCACUGCCCGCCGCUAACAUCACCAACACCACCUUCACAGCCAACAAGGCGGCGGGCUCGGGCGGCGCCAUCUUCCACCAGGUGGUGGGAGGCGCGCUGCUGCCCACCCGCAUGGGCAUCAGCUCAUGCUCGCUGCAGGGCAACCAGGCCGAUGGCGGCUCCGGCGGCGGCCUGGCGGCAGUGGUGUUCCCAGCCCCAGUCGGCCGCCUGCGCUUCGCCUGGGCUACACCCAACCCCGAGAUACCGGAGUCAGCGGCGGGCCCCGACCCGACGUCAGGGGCAGGUGUGGAGGUGGACGGUGGCUCGCCGCCACCGGCUGAGGAGGGCGGCGAAGGCGGCAGUGGCGGCCGGCGGCGGGAGCUGGGGGCGGCAGCGGGCGGCGACAGCAGCGAGCUGCCGGCUGCGCGCCGUGCGGCCUUGUCCGUAGUGGCACGGCUGUCGUACAGCCUGGUCCUUGAUUCGUCGGUAUUGCAGGGCAACAGCGCGGCGGGGGACGGGGGCGCCGUAUUUGUGGCCGCGGAUGGGCGCGCGGUCCGGCUGCGGGUGUGGGGCCGCGGCUCCGCCGUGUCGCAGAACACCGCAGGAGGCGGCGUCGGCGCCGGCGCCGGCUUCAGCUACCUCGGCCUGGGCGGCAGCGCCUGCGGCGGCGGCGGCAUCUUCGUCGGCACCGUCCGCUACGACAACCCCAACACAACAAAAGCUGCCGGCAGCAGCAGCAGCACUGGCGGCGGCGCGGCAGAGUUCAAUGGGUGCCGUACCUCGCUGACUGACAUGCGAGGCGACUUCAACACAGCCGGCGGCGGCGGCUGCGGCGGCGGCGCCGUGCUGGUGACCAACUGCCAGGUAAACGCCAACGGCUGCGCGUACGUCAGCAACCGGGCUAGCGGCGGCGGCGCGGCGUUGGCGGUGCUGAACGGCGGCGGCGGCACGACCGCCGCGGCAGCGGCCGGCGGCGCGGGGUCGGGCGUUGCGACGCGCAGCGGCCAGCGGGGCCUAUUUGAAGGGGCUGAGGGUCUGGGCCGGGCGGAGCUGCAAGUAGGCGUGGUUGCGGCUGGCAACGCGGAGGAACUGCGGCUGGCGGCUCGCCGGCAGACGUCCACUGCCGCUAUCCGAGAUGCCCGCCUGGCACUGCUGCACGACUCCGGCCGUGGCGGCAGCAGCGACGGCAGUAGCAGCAACAAAAGUGGCAGUAGCAGCAGCAGCAGCAGCAGCAGCAGCCAUCGCAGGAAGGAGGCGGGCGUGCUGCCUCUGGAGCUGCAGCAGCUGCACCGCCUGCUGCUACACACCGCCACCAUGGCGCCCACGCCGCUGCUGCGGAGCAGCGGCGAGUGGCAGGGGCAGCUGCAGGGGGGGCAUGGCGCCGGAGGCGCGGCAGCGCCUGACGACGUCAUGCAGGACUUUGCCCGUGUCAUGGCAGAGGUACGGCGGGUGCUGGCCCACACUGCUGGCGCCGCCGCAGCCGCAGCCGCCGCUUCUGCUAACUCCGCCUCAUCUGGGCCCGCUACCGAGCCUACCGGUAUCCCCGGGCUGGAGGCUGAGCAGCCUGACGCGGCCCAGGAGUCGUCUGGUUUGGGCGGCGGCGUGUGGCGGCACCGCCAGCGGCAUGCACGGCGGCUCUCACAGCAGAACGAUACAACCGACGGCGCGGCUCCACCGCCCUCAGAUCCCGACGCGCCGCCAGCACCGCCCUCACCUCCAUUCCGCCCGCCGUCACCUCCCUCCACGCCCUCGUCUCCCUACCCGCCGUACUUCCCUGACCCACCGCCGCCGCCCCCGCCUGCGCCGCCAGUACGGCAGCCGCCGCCCGACAGCGCCAGCCUCAACAACUGCAUUUUCUUCAACAAUGCAGCCGACAGCGGCGCCGGCGGCGCCCUGUGGGUGCGCGGCAUCGGCGGCGUGCUGAUGACCGCCUGCGCCUUCAGCUACAACAGCGCCCCCGGCGGCGGCGCCGUCGCCGCGGAGGUCGUGGCGGCACCGUCAACCUUGGCGCUGUACCGCGAAGACGACCGUGCGCCGGCCGACGCGCCGGUGGCGGCGCCGUCGGCGGCGGUUCCGCCGCCGCCGCCGCCACCGCCGUCGCCGCCGCUGGCGUCGCAGGCGCCUACGGCUUGGCUGCGCCUCAGCGGCUGCAUGCUUACGUUCAACAGCGCCCAGGCGGUGACCGACUCGGCAGACGAGCAGGAUGGCGGCGGCGGUGCCGCGUCCGCAGCCGCCGCGCCUGACGGCGGCGGCCUGCUGAUCUGGGUGCGCAGCCACGGCGGCGCUGCUGGCAACUGGACCGCCGCUGGCGGCAGCGGCGCCGCCGCUCCUAGUGCCGGAGCCGGAGGCACUGGAGGCGCUGCAGGAGCUGGCGGCGGCGGCGGCGGCCUACUGCUGGUGGCGUCGUCACAGAUCAGCGACAACAUCGCAGGCGGGUGUGGCGGCGCGGCGGCGGUGCGGCAGCGGCUGCUGCCGGCGGCGGCAGCAGCUGGCGUGGCAGCGGCGGCGGGAGGCGGCGGCGCGGCCGCCGUCACGACCUCGCCGCUGCUGCGGGUGCGGUUCCAGGACACGGCCAUGAGUCGGAACAAGGCACAGCAAGGCAGCGGCGGCGCCCUGUUCGCCGACACCGCCGCCGCCCAUAUCACACUGCGCAAGGUCGCCGCCACCAGCAACCAGGCCUACGCUGCUCGGGCCAGCGGCAGCGCGGCGCCGGCGGCGGCGACUGCCAGUGUGGGGCUUGGUGCCGGCGGCGGCGCAGUGGCUAUGAGCGGCGGCGCCGGCGAGGGUGUGGCGGCGGUGCUGGAGGUGAUAGACAGCACGGUGGCUGGCAAUCUCGCCGUGGCGGGCGACGGCGGCGCCCUGCUGGUCUCCGCCGCCGCCGCCCGCGUGCUCCUGUCCGGCGGCCUCAUCAGCAACAACGUGGCGGCGGCGGGACACGGAGGCGCGCUGGCGGUGCUGCCGCCGCCGCCGGCCGCCGCGCCUGCCGCCGCCAUCGGCGGCUUCCUGCUCAGCGGCGCGGGCGUGGCACCGCAGGCCGCCGCGUCUGAGGUGGUGCUGCGGAGCAUGAGCCUUCGCACCAACAGCGCCGCGGGCUCUGGCGGCGGCGUCAUGGUUGCGGCAGCUAGCGGCUCACUCACCGUGGCCGCGUGCGUGAUCGACAGCAACACGGCAGGCAGCACCAGCGGCGCCAGUGGCGGCGGCGGCGGCGCCCCGAUCGGCAGCCCUGGCGGCGGCGGUGGCGGCGGCUUGGCAUGCUGGCUGUAUGGCGGCGGUGGCGCCGCCAAUGCCAGCCGCUCCUCUACGGCAGACCCGUCUGCCACAGCAGCCAAGGAGCCGUAUGUGUUCCUGAUCAACAGCACCACCAUCGUCAGCAACAAGGCCUUGACCGGCGACGGCGCCGGUGUGCUGGUGGCGGCGGCGGGGGCGCCUGUGGGCGGCAGCGUCGCCUCCCAGCGGCCGCUGCAAGCGGCGCCGCCGCUGUCAGCGGCGGUGCUUGAAUCCCUCAUCAACAACAACUACGCGCCACUGGGCUCUGGCGGCGGCAUGUCGAUCAACGUCUUUGUUGUGCUCAUCAACUCCACCACCGCCGACUCGGUUGGCGCUAGCGCAGCUCCAGCCCUCAGCGAUCCGGCGGCUGCGCCGCCGGGCGCCGACCUGCCUUCGCCGCCGCCGCCAACUUCUAUCCAAACCGGCCGCGGUCGCACCGGUCUGGAUGUGCGGCUGCAGGGCUGUGUCAUGUCCGACAACGCAGCAGCUGCAGCCGGCGGCGGUCUACACGUGGCCAUGGCGGGCGUGGCGGCGCCUGGUGGAGCGGCGGCGGCGGACGAGGAGGAGGAGGAUGACGUGGAGGCGUUGCGGCUGUGGCGGGACGCGGGCGCGGUGGCGCGAGUGCACCUCAAGGGAUGCAGUGUGGGCAACAACUUGGCUGCAGUCUCGGGCGGAGGCGUGGCCAUCCUGUAUGGGGCAGUGGCUGGCGCCGCCGCCGCCACCGCCGCCGCCACACUCGCCGCAGCGUCCGCACCCUCGGUACGACUCGAGAGCUGCGACAUCAGCUACAACUCCAUUUCGUACUCCCAAGUCAUGGCGACCAGCGCGGCGAUGGAGGCGGCAGCGGCGGUAGCCGCGCGUGCUCGGCUGCCCGGUGUGGGCGCCACAGGCGGCGGCGUGGCGGCUCUCGGCCGACUGCGUGUGACUGCGCGGUCCUGCACCAUUAUGGGAAACAACGUUGCAGCUGCCGACACUGCUAGCACCACUAGCAUUGCGGGCCAGCAGCAGCAGGUUCCAUGGGUGAACGGCGGCGGCGGCCUGUGUGCGGGCGGCGCCGUGUCGCUAAUCGUGGCGGCUUGCAGCCUGGCGACGAACGCGGUCGACCUGGGAGCGGCUGGCAAUGCCAGCGGCGGUCCGGCGGGCGCGGCUGUAGCAGCAGGCGGCGGCGGCGGCGUGCUGGCCUGGGGUGUGGGUCAUGUGGAGGUGCUGGCCUCCUCGGUCAAGGCGGGGCAGUGCGGCGGCGGCGGCUGCCUGGGCGGCGGGCUGCACUUGGCGGCGGCGGGUCAAGUGGCGCUGGUGCAGUGCGACAUCACCGGCAACACAGCAGGAGGCGGAGGAGGCGUGUACCUGUCCAGCCAGGCCGACGGCACCGGCGCCGCGGCGGUGGCUGCAGCGACACCUGCGGGAGGUGCUCCGCAGCCCGCCACGACGGCGGUGCUGUUUGGCAACUGGGUCGGCGACAACAUCGCCACUGGAUACGGCGUGUACGCUGCCAGUGACGGCAGUAGCGGCGGCGACAGUGGCGGCGGCGGCGCGGCGCCGUACAGCGGCUACGGCGGCGGCCUGCUGCUGCAGGGUGACAGACUGGCGGCGGCCGUCGUCAGCGGCAACCUGUCGCACCACAACAGCCUGGAGGCGGCGGCGGGCGGGCAGGGCGCUGCCGUGGCGGCGGCGCUGGGCUGCGGCGGCGGCGGCGCUGGUGGCGGCAGCGCCGAUGCCGCGAGCGGUGAUGCAGCGACGCCGCAGGUCUGGCUCAGCCCGGUGGCUGCCAGCUUGGGCGGCACUUGGGCGGCACUCCGCGCGCACCUGGCCGGCAGUGGCGGCAACAGCAGUAGCACUGGUGCCGGCGGCCGCUGCAGCUCGCUGCUGCUGCUCAGCAACGUGCUGCUGCCGACCGGCCGCCGCGUGCCGUCCGGGCCCUACCUGGCUCCCGGGCCCCCCUCGCCCUCCCCGGCGCCGGCCCAAGCGGCUGACGGCGGCGGCGGCGCCGAGGCUGCCACCGUCGACGCGGUGUGGGUGGCGGACGCUGCGGCGCUUGUGGUGGGCUGCAGCGCCGCCGGCAACGCCACCGCCGCCGCCGCCACCGGCAUCAACGUGGGCGGCAACACGGACGGCGUGGGUGGCGUGUCGUACCUGCCGGUGCUGGGUGGCGAGCUGGGGGUGGCGGCGGCGCUGACGGCGGAGGAGGCGGAGCUGGUGGCGGCACUGCAGGCGGCGGCCCUGAGCAGCCUGGCGGGGCGCGGGGCGGGAGGCAGCGGCGCAGCGGGAGGUGCCGGUGGCGGGGGGGCCGAUGCGCUGGAGCUGCAGAUGGCCACCUGCCGCCUGCCCGGCAGCCCGCCGCCUCUGGGAGCCUGAGGACCUCUUACUUAGGGAUUCAGACAACACACACGCGCACACAUACACACAUAUGCGCACACACACAGACACACACACAGACACACACACACAUGCACGUAACUGGGUCCUCUGCGAUAGCGUAUAUGGCGACCUGGCGAGGCUGGGCAGUAGGCACAUGCAGUAGUGCGCUGAUUGAAAGCGCCUACCUUCAUACACCCCACCCCACCGCACUCCAUCAUUAGUUGCAUGACAGUAGACCCGGAUGUUCAUGGCCAGUGGCAUGGCUUGCUCGCGUAGGAACCCCGUGCACGCAGCGGCCCGAGCAACGGCGCAGCCGCAGCACAUAGCUCCAUGUUACGGACGUACCUGUGAACUUGUUAUCAGCAUUGCGACGGUUCUGCAGGUACCGUAUGAAAUUUUCUAGAACUUGCGAUACGUGAAUGGGACUUGCGAUAUACGUGUCGCUACUCGCGCGCGCUGAGGACUGUUGGGUGGCCGGGGCGAUAUUUGGGAAGUGUUACUCAUGAUGCAGCUCUGUCGUACAGGCACGUGUCGGCGGAGAGGCGAGUGAUUCAUUGCGGGGUGAACGAGUUUGGUCAGAGGCGCGAUCCGGAUGGCAGAGAAAACGAGGUAGGCGGACGGAGGCACGGCGCGGGGGCAGUGAGCUGUGUGUUACGCGGCUAAUGUGCACUUUCGUGUCUCAGGUACGUUAGGCAGAAGCUGAGUUAGGUUGCGAUAUGACUGAGUUAGGGCGGUAAGUGAAGAUUGCAUUGGUUACAAGAGGGACCUGCUGACGCAGUUCACGAGCCAGUGACGUGGAGAACGAACACCCAGCUCUGGACUCCAGGGGCGUGCCGCCUGCAACGCCGUCGGCCUACUCUAGCGAAGGCAGGCGCACGGAUCGAACGCUGACUUAAUAUGAUAUACCGUAGUAGCGCGGAACAAGGCGGCUCGGCUGGUGUGCAGGCCCGCCAUUGCCAGCAUUGCCGGGUGGCAAGUGUUAGGGUGGUAAUUGUUGGAGGUGCGAGGAGUUGCUUUCCCUGGUUGCUUCCAUCCGUCCCGGCGCUUUAUGCUUAUAGGCAUGGACUUGGGCGGUUUGCAAUUGCACGGUUGCAUGUGGAGAUGGCCGCAGCAAGCUAAGGCGGCUAGGGCUGAGGUGAUGGAAGGGAGUGUAACGGGGGGUACCU